ACCAACCUUCAUUGCUGGCCGGUCGGAACUGUUGUCGCGGAGUUGUUUCUGGGGGAGACUCAUUCUGGAAGCAGCAGCGCAAAUAUCCCAAACAACUUAAGUUCCUUUCAGUCCGUGUUGAACGUAUCGGCGUUUCGGAAAGGGAUUUAAAGGCUUUUAACUCGAUAAGCAUUUAUAAAUGAAACUUUUUGUACAGUUGCAAGCAUGUCCGUUAGCGGCUGUUGGAUAGUGGUAACCAAGGUUACACGGAGCUAGCGCUGACAUUGACAGCUGAGAACAGGUAUGACUGUUCGCUAUCAAAUUAACUCAGGAAAAAAGUACCAUUAACGUGCUCUGACAGUACAGUCUGCUUUAGGAUGACUUAUUUCAGCCCUCUUAGACAAUAAACGACUGUGUUGGCGUCGUCUGCAGUUACUAAAGACCUGGAAGCUGUUUUAUACGCCUGAGCCAGGAAAGUUAAGAGUCCGCGGCACAAACUAUGGCUUUACUUUGUGUUCAUGCUUUAAGGGGAGGUCGCUUCUGUUCCCUUUCUGCACUCCUGACUCGAAACUUCCAGGUGCGCAAACAAGCUGGACAUCCUGUGAAGAAGGCGAGCUGGUCUCUGUCCUCUCGGUCCAGCUGUCACACUGUUCACCUCAGAGCCACUCCGGCUGGACUACCUCUGUCAUUACAUGGCAAUGCUGGGAGAGUGUGUUACCAGAUUAGUCCCAAAAUCACUUCUCCCCCGCAGUCUGGCCCUGUCCUGCUCCAGUGCGGACACCAUUUCCACACCUCAGCUGUUGUUAGGGCUCUGCCUGCUGCUCCUCUCAUAUGGAUGGUGCUCAAACCUCUGCAGAAGCUCCUGGCUAUAAUACUGGGCAGGAGUAUAAGGAAGUGGUGGGUGGCACUACCAGCCAACCGCCGGCAGCUCAUGCGCGAGUGGGCCUGGCAGCGCCGCUGGCAACUGGCAGCAAUGACAGGAGUUGCCAUGGUGAUUGUAGCCCUUCUUCUCCUGACCCACCUGGAUGAAUCCCCUGUGACAGGACGUACCCGCCUCCUGGUGUUCAGCCGACAGAACUACAUGGAGCUGGCAGCUCUGACUUCAGACGCGUACAUGGAGGAGUUUGCGGAGCUGUUUGUUCCCGAGACUGACCCUCGUCACCAGGUGGUGGAGCGGGUGGUGCAGCACUUGGCGCAAAGAAACAGCGACAUCCCUGAAAUGUCUGAGGUCACUUGGAGCGUCCACGUGGUGCAAAGCCCCAACACCAACGCCUUUGUCCUUCCAAACGGGAAAGUGUUCAUGUUUACUGGGAUGCUGGAUGCUGUGGCAGAUGUUCACCAGCUCUCCAUUGUCCUGGGACACGAGAUGGCUCAUGCAUUAUUGGGACACUCUGCAGAACAGGCCAGUCUGUCUCAUGUCGUGGACCUCCUGUCCGUUGUUUUGCUGACAGCCAUCUGGGCCGUGUGUCCUCGAGACAGCCUGGCACUGCUGGGACAGUGGGUACAGGACAAGCUCACACAGUUUAUGUUCAACCGUCCUUACAGCAGGAAACUGGAGGCUGAAGCAGAUCAAGUCGGAUUGCAGUUGGCUGCUAAGGCAUGUGCAGAUGUGCGAGCGGGCCCUGUAUUCUGGCAGCAAAUGGAAAUCAGAGACCAGCUGAGUGGAGAGCCCACCUUCCCCGAGUGGCUGUCUACACAUCCAUCGCACAGAAACAGAGUUACUCAGCUGGACCGCCUCAUACCACAGGCCCUGGAGUUGAGGGAAAGCUGUCUCUGCCCUGCUCUACCUGCUACUGACCCUCGUACCGUCUUCUCCAAGAGUGUCCGUGUGUUGCUGGAGAAGGCUAAUGACCAUGGGAGAGCAGGGCCAGGGGAGUCACUCAAGCCCCUUCCCCGCAGCCCUACCAGACUGCCUGCAGCUCUGCUUGCCCAGACUAUGCUUCCUCUUUCCCCAAACACGGAUCAAGAGAUCAAAGGUCCAGUCCCAGUCAUAACCUCAGACAAAGCUGUUGCACCCCCUGUUCCUGCCGAGGAACAGCACAGGGUGCAGAGCACCAGCUGACAGGGAUGUUAAGUCCUCACAAACUUCAGAUUUUUCACAUGAGUGAGUGAUUGCUAUAAUGCUCAGCUGCUGUAUUUGCAGAACUGCAGACUAUUUACUGCUGCUAAAAGACUUUUCAUGCUUGUCGUCUAUUAAAUGUCAGAGUUCCUGAGUGCA
Molecule: messenger RNA, 2197 nt
Organism: Thunnus maccoyii (southern bluefin tuna)
Lineage: Eukaryota; Metazoa; Chordata; Actinopteri; Scombriformes; Scombridae
Gene: oma1
Product: OMA1 zinc metallopeptidase
Exons: 8
Coding region: 479-2041 (520 amino acids)
Biological process (GO): mitochondrial protein processing; protein quality control for misfolded or incompletely synthesized proteins
Cellular component (GO): mitochondrial inner membrane
Molecular function (GO): metalloendopeptidase activity
Source: RefSeq, a predicted model, not a curated record